Messenger RNA from Prorocentrum cordatum, 515 nucleotides. The record is from the annotation of a GenBank genome assembly. Lineage: Eukaryota; Dinophyceae; Prorocentrales; Prorocentraceae.
AGGACUCCGCCGCGGCCAGCAGCGUGGAGAGGCUGACCGCAGAGCAGCGCUCGCGUGCCGUGACCGUCGUCUACAGGCGAGCCUCCUCGGUGCGCUUCGCUUUCCAGUCGCUCGGGCCGGUGGAGGAGGGCUGCUCCCACGCGCUGCUGCUGGGAGAGAAGCCGAAGAACGACGUGAAAUUGGAGAAGGUCGAGGCACAGGAGGCUGGAUCGGCGACCCAGACUUCCGAGCGCUCUCCUGAGCGGCGCAGCGGCGGGGCUGGCCGCGGCGCCCGCGGACCGCCAGGGGUGGGCGGGUGGCCUCCGCGGCGGCGCCUUUGGGCGCCCGCGCGCGCGCCAGCAGGGGCGGCCAGGGCCGUGGCCGGAGGGACGGGGGGGAACCACGAGGAGGCGGCCGAAGUUCACCCGUGGCCUUGCCGCGGGGGCCGACUGCACUCGCGCGUGUGCGCGUCUCUCUCCCCCACGCGGCGGCUCUUGUGCACCGCCAUUCGCCACGCGCUGCUGGCGCGGCGAAAG